UGAUGUUGUCAAUAAAAAACGUCAUAAUUUUUCUAUUGCUACAAGUGAAAAGACUGCAAUUGGCGCCUUUAACAAACGGUGCGUUGUGUCCCUUUAAGGACACAAUUGAUCUCAGCGGUAAGCGGCCACUUGAAAACGGUUCAUAUAUCCACGAAAACGUGUUGAUAUCGCGCACCCAAGUCGCCGAAUAUAAAUUUCGUCUGUACUUCGGCAACAAUGCACGGGAAACUGAAACACAUUUACGUGGUUGUGUCUGUGGUAAACCAAAGAUGUGCGUGAAGUUAUGCUGUCGCCAUGAUGAGUUCUACAACGAAUAUACUUUUCGUUGCGAAAGAAUACCCAAAGAUACGAAAAUAAAUGUUUACAUGAACAUCGCCAUGGACAGUGGAAAGAAGCAGCGGGUGAAUAUAUAUCAACGUUUUGUAUUGCAAAUGGGUAGGCCCUGUCAAUAUUUGGAAUAUUUAUUGGGCGACAAGGAUUUGUGGGAACUAAAGGAGAAUGGUGAACUUUUUAUUAGCCGCACUGGCGAUAUAAUCGAUACUGUCAGCUACUGUCUUUCACCAUAUUGGAAGGAGGAUUCGAAAGAGCUUCAAUUGAUGGCCCUGAGCUGUCCCAUACUAAAUGAAGCAAAAUUCUCACUCGCUUUGAACACAUACGCUAUGGCAAUAUCAGUGAUCUUUCUGGUGCCUACUACACUGAUAUAUCUAUUUGUAGGUGAUCUAAGUCGCGACAUAAGAGGCAAACAAUUGAUUUCCUAUUUUAUUUCCCUGAUUGGAGCCUAUUCGAUAUUCAGUUUUAUUAAUAUCUCGGAAUAUGUAUUUGAGGAUUUUUACUGUAAACUGUUGGGUAUAUCCAGCUAUUUCUUUUUCACCUCCACCUAUCAAUGGUUAUCAAUAUUAUGCUAUGACAUGCUGCUGAACUUCAGGCACUUGAAAGAAAAUUCCUUAUAUCGAAGGCACACAAAACGUUUUGUUUACUACUCCAGUUAUGGCUGGGGUACGGCUCUGCUGUUUACUUUGAUUGUAAUAUGGGCCCAGUUGUCGGACAAGGUGCCGGACAAAUUUAAACCAGGCAUUGGCAAUGAAGCUUGCUGGUUGGAUACCAACCAAUGGUCUUCGGCCAUUUACUUCUACUGGCCAAAUUUGAUAAUUAUGUUGGUCAAUGUCGCAAUAUUUUUCUCCUUGUCAUUGCAUAUUUAUCGCAUCAAACACGACGUGGCCGCAAUGAAACUGACAAAGAAAUUUUUCGGAGAAUAUUGUGUUAUAAUUCUACGCCUCUUCAUUGUAAUGGGCAUCUCAUGGAUUAUGGACAUAUUAUCGUUUUGCCUGAGAGAUUUUGAAAUAUCCGAUUAUGUGUUUAUGGCCACCGAUGUUUGCAAUGCCCUACAGGGAGUAUUCAUUUUUAUAAUAUUUGUACUGAAACAUAAUGUGAUUCAGGCAAUCAGGAAAAGCUGCUUUCGUGGGGAUUUUAUUGCAGUUAAUUCGAGAGAACGUGCCACAUCGAGUUAAUUUCUGUUCUCAAAGUUUUAUGAAAUAAACAUAAUCAACAUAUUGAAUAAGUUAAUUAAAAUGAAAAAUUUUGGAAUGAAC
Messenger RNA from Musca domestica (house fly), 1589 nucleotides. RefSeq names its product G-protein coupled receptor Mth2. Gene Ontology annotation, cellular component: membrane. The transcript is spliced from 7 exons. Bases 3 to 1508 code for a protein of 501 amino acids. Gene Ontology annotation, molecular function: G protein-coupled receptor activity. Gene Ontology annotation, biological process: G protein-coupled receptor signaling pathway; cell surface receptor signaling pathway. Lineage: Eukaryota; Metazoa; Arthropoda; Insecta; Diptera; Muscidae. The record is from RefSeq and is a predicted model, not a curated record.